GUGGCAUUGGUUGUCAGUACCAAUUUGGACGUAUCAGCCUUUUGAAAAAAAUCAUCAGUUUUCAACGGGAUUUGUAAUAGCAAAAUCACGCUAAAAUGACUUAAACUCCGGUACAAUGAAGUGCUGUAAGAAAAAGAACAAUACAGACAAAACAUACAGGUACAAAGAGCAAGACCUCCCAGAGAUCUUCCGCACAUGCCGCCCCCCACCGCCACCCCCCGGCGAAGAACUGUGGGAGUUGCAGUUCUGCCGAUGGUGGGGAUGGAACUGGGUGAAGAAGAAGGACGAACUGGGCGUGGCUGCCGCUAUGAGGGCGGGGCCAAGAGUAUCGAUAGAGGAGGAGCCACAGCCCGGCAUGCGGCAGAGCGAGGAGCACGGUGGGAAUAUGAGGAAGCGGUGCUCGCCCACGAUGUGUAAUAACGAAAGACAGAUGAUGAUUACGAAUAGGUCGCCAUAUGAGAGGAAGGUGCAAAAGAAGCACAUUAAACAGCUCUGCAAUUGUUUAUGCUUUAAGAAGAAACCUCAAGGAACGCCAAGUAUCCAAAACAUGUACUCGACUCCAUCGAACAGCGUGAUCCUACAUGAAACAUACACUUGUGGCGUGAUACAUAACCAGGAUUCUGUCGCACGUUUGGAGGCUGAAAGAAAUAUAUCUAGGAAGGGUAGAAGAGAAUCGUGUAGAUGUAGAUCUGCAGUAGCUCAUCCAUGGUUCAAUAAGGUUAAAGAAGAGUCUGAAAGCAGCCAUGAAGGUUAUGUCGGAGGCUGUCAAUGCUGCUGUGCAAAAGCCAAUAAAUCUUCCACUGAGGAAAGCAUCGAAAUACUAAACGUACGUAUAAAACACAUCAUAUCUGCCACUGACUGUCCAUGUCACAAGCACUGAUGUUUCAGAUACAGUGUCAGUGCUGCUGUAAGUCCCAAUCAAAAUCGCCUCCGAAACCGCGGAUAAACAAUGGCCAAACUCAGACAUGUCCUGGUCAAAAGGCAGAAAUGGUCCAGACAGCUAUCUGCGGUUGCGUAGGCGCCACCCAAACCCAAAACAUGAAGCAAAUAAAAUCAACGAAGAAAAAGAAAAUCGUCGUGUGCUGCCACUGCUGCUGUCAUUGCAUCAGGGAUGACGCUGGAGGAGAAGACGACAAAGUUCAAGUGAAUCGUAGUAACUGGGACAACGUCAAGGCUGGAGAUGAUAGACCGUGCUUCUGCAUACAAGCUGCUAACAACCAGAACGCCCCAUCUAAACGGUUACCCUCUAAAGAGCAAUAUACGAGCUGUGACUAUAACGGUAUCACAUGCAAUACUGGAGAGAAAGCAGCCGAGAACGAGUAUGGCGUAUACCAAGGUACUACCAGACAAGAAAAGAUGAAUCCAGCACACUUGAAGCAAUUCAAGCCAUGGGACGCGUCUCUUUAUCAGCAAAAACAAUUCCCGAAGUACGGCGCCCCGUCGAAGAAGUACCCUUGGGUGCAACGUACCAGCUCGGACAUCUUGGAUAAGUAUUACAAGUUGAAGAUCAGCGAGGAAUUUUCUAGUCCAGUCACAGGCAAGACCUACAACCUCUCGCCCAUUGAACCCCUUAGCCUAGAUGGGGAAAGCAUAAGAUGCUCACUCCCCGAACCAAUUGAGGUAUCAGAGGACAUCGAAUAUUUGGAAAAACUAGAAAGCAACGCAAAACACAACGACAUUCCAUCGCGGAUCAUGUUAAACGCUAUGUGUGACGCCAUUUUGUACAACAACAUCGAUGCCGAAUGUCCCAGCAUGCUUUUGAGCGAGUUCACUUACCUGGACAAGGCGGCUGGGGGAUGCUCGGAAAACAAUUGUUUCUCGUCGAAGUCGGUGGAUUUACCCAGCGAUAAUUUGACCAAUGGUACUAAGACUCAAGCUGCGGAUGAGACUGUUAUUAAGCAACAGGUUGAAGAUACCGUAAAGAAACUGAUGCAGGAGAAAGAAGAGAGGCUGAGCGGUGCUGAUAACACGUUUAAGCAGCACAUGGACCGUCUGGGACUUCAAAAAGAAUUCCAGCAAGAAGACGGAAAAGACCACCACACCACACCAGGCUGUACCAAUAACUUUGGGUCGAAGCAACAUUGCUGUUUCCGUGAAGACGAGGAACAUACAAUCACACCAAGAGUCCACCCUUCGUUCACAAAAACAGGUCUUCUACCAUCUGUCUGUCCGUACAAGAGAUCUGCUUCCCCAGCAAGAACUGGCCAAGGGAAGAAAUCCAGAACUGGUCAAGUGAAGAAGUCCAGACCGUGUUUUAAUGGUGAAGAUAGCAUGGUCCAGAAUGUGAACGCUCUGCUGGAUAAGAUCGACGAGAUUGCCGUCAGAAGUCAAGAGAAUGACCUAAAGGUUCAAAGUGUGCUGAAUUCUAUUGGGAAUCCGGAUCAGUAUCACUUGGAGCAAACGAGUGAGCUUCGCAGUGAAGCUAGCAUUUCAGCAGAAAUAAGCUCGAGCGACAUCUUCCGCAAAAUCGACGAAAUAGUCCAGCGAAGUCAACUGAACAACAACAAAAUCCAAACCGUCCUGAACACCAUACCGAAAAUGUCAACUACCAAUCCGAGGGAGUUUGUCGUUAAUCAAGCCCCUCCUUGCAUUUCCAGUGAUGAUUGUGGCGUUAUGAUGACAGAAAAAUUGAGUUCCAUCUCCGAAGUGACGAAUGAAACUGCCGAGACGAAAGUUGAGCCGAUCUCAAGCGCGAAACUGGACGUUUCGAACAGGGACGGGAACACCAAGAAAAAGAAGAAACGAGGGUCACUCAAGUCGUUAAUUCCUAUUAAGCAGAAACCUAAAAAUAAGUAACGUGUACUCGAGUGGAAUAAAGGUCCUUUGUGAUGAUAGAUAUUUAAGU
Acanthoscelides obtectus is the source of this 2845-nucleotide messenger RNA. The record is from the annotation of a GenBank genome assembly. Lineage: Eukaryota; Metazoa; Arthropoda; Insecta; Coleoptera; Chrysomelidae.